Molecule: messenger RNA, 867 nt
Organism: Patiria miniata (bat star)
Lineage: Eukaryota; Metazoa; Echinodermata; Asteroidea; Valvatida; Asterinidae
Product: 40S ribosomal protein S25-like
Exons: 4
Coding region: 84-449 (121 amino acids)
Cellular component (GO): cytosolic small ribosomal subunit
Molecular function (GO): structural constituent of ribosome
Source: RefSeq, a predicted model, not a curated record
AUUUGAAAUAUUGACCAGUAACGGGUUUCACGUGCUGAUUUUGACGAGUCGAUCUUUUUCGAGUGAAACACGGCAAACGCAAAAUGCCGCCCAAGCAGCAGCAGAAAGGGAAGGACUCGGGCAAGGGAAAGACCUCCCAGAAGAAGCCCACAUCUGGGGGAGGCAAGGCUAAGAAGAAGAAGUGGUCCAAGGGCAAAGUGCGUGACAAGCUGAACAACCUGAUCAUGUUUGACCAAGCCACGUACGACAAGCUAUACAAGGAAGUACCCAGCUACAAGCUCAUCACCCCCUCCGUGGUCUCGGAGAGACUCAAGAUCAGAGUGUCGCUAGCCAGAGCCGCGCUCAAGGAACUGCUAUCUAAGAAUCUCAUCAAGGAGGUAGAGAAGCACCACGCUCAGCUCAUCUACACAAGGAACACCAAAGGUGCAGAUGAGGUCGCCGACAAGUGAUCACCGUUAAACCCCAGCCUAGGACCCAGCCUAGGACCCUCAACCCAUCCCAAGGGCUCGGUGUUGCAAAAGCACCCCUCGGGAGACACCUGCGUACUCACAGCCACGUCUCUUGCAACAUUCUCAUCAAAACGCGAUCCCAAGGUUCGGUAAAUUUGUUGCAUGCAAAGCUUAGGUUUAACCUCUGGGUAUCACGGUUACUGCACCCAACAGCUUACCAUGCAAAAAAAGACUAUAAAGUCAUAGGCCCUACAUUUUUUUCAACGAUGAAACUGUUGCAUUUAACACGGAUAAUUCGUCAGAUUAUGCUUGCAUAAAAUCUGGUGAAGUUGUCUGGUUUUUCUUAGCAAUCACAUUUUGUGUGACAAUUCGGAAAUAAAUAUCCCAUGCAACUUAUGGGAAUGUGGAUAACGUGAAA